AUGGCUUCUCCGAUGGCCACUGGAGGUACUGCCCCUCAAAGUGUUGAACAUAUUACACGGAUAGCACAGAACUACGAGUACAACUCUUCCGUUCCAUUGCGGUAUUGGCUGAGAACUGCCGCGACGCUCUUACGUGAGGCCCACAUUUACGAACGCGAAGGACACGAUGAACAAGCCUAUCUUAUUCUAUUCCGACACGCUCAGUUGAUCCUGGUCCAUCUUUCCAAGCACCCCGAUAUCAAAAAGAGUGAGGAAGAUCGCAAGGCCUUGGUGGCAGCCGAGAAGGAGGUUGAGAAAAACCUCAGCAAGCUGGAAAUCCUGAGGCCGCGCAUCAAUAAGCGGUAUGAGCGUUACACUCAGUUGAUGCAGGAGCGUGAAUCUCGGAAACAGCCCUCACGAGCCAAAAUUGUCGAGCCACGAGAACAAGUCCCGGAUCCCGCUCUCUCCGGCGUGGCAGAACCUUUGGAAGCUGGAGCGAAUCGAGAUCUCGCCGUGCAGUUAGCCCAAUCAGAGCUCAAUCGCCGAGCCACCGUCCGAGGCUCAAAGGGUCUUUCUGGGCCAUCUGCCGAAGAGCUGGAAACUCGUCGCGCAGCUGGGAACAUCCCGUCCAAUUUCGUUCACACAAAUCAACCUUAUGGCCAACGUGCCAAAGAGGCCGAGGUUCCUUCGUCGGUUACUUCUGCGUACAAGUAUCCAACGGUGCCACGUCAAAAGCCCCUGGAGCCCACUGUGUCUCCAGGCCAAAUUGCUAUCCUUGACAAGAAUGCCGAACGCCAUGCGCCUCCGAUAUUGCCUCCGAAAGAGCAUCUUGAGCCUAGCAGGGCAUCUAUUGUCGGCGAUUCUGCAACAGCUGUAGCGCCCUCGCGGCCGGCAAAGGUAUCGCCAGCUCCGGCGCUGCCUGCGAAGAUCCAACCUUCCGAAGAAACUACGCGUUCAGAUCUCGAUCCCUCGAGUUACACCUUCAAACCCUCAGCCUAUCUCGAAAAUGGCACUCCCUUGCGCUCGGUGUUCUUGCCAGCGAACCUCCGAUCCCGAUUUUUAUCUCUGGCUGCUCCUAACACGCGCGCCAACCUUGAGACAUGCGGUAUCCUGUGUGGUACCCUUGUUUCCAACGCCCUUUUCAUAUCCAAACUGGUUAUUCCCGAGCAGACAUCAACAUCAGACACCUGCGAAACGGUUAAUGAAUCGGCUCUUUUCGAUUACUGUGACUCUGAGGAUUUGAUGACGCUCGGCUGGAUCCACACACAUCCGUCACAGACCUGUUUCAUGAGCUCCCGUGAUCUACACACGCACUGCGGUUACCAAGUGAUGCUGCCCGAGAGCAUUGCCAUCGUAUGCGCUCCAAGCAAAACCCCCGAUUGGGGCACAUUCCGACUGACUGAUCCUCCGGGUUUAAAGACGGUUCUAAACUGCAGCCAGACUGGCCUGUUCCAUCCACAUGCUGAGGAGAAUAUCUACACUGGGGCUUUGCGACCAGGGCAUGUUUUCGAAGCCAGUGGGUUAGAAUUUGAGACAGUGGAUCUUCGUCCUUAA
Molecule: messenger RNA, 1533 nt
Organism: Penicillium robsamsonii
Lineage: Eukaryota; Fungi; Ascomycota; Eurotiomycetes; Eurotiales; Aspergillaceae
Product: putative endosome-associated ubiquitin isopeptidase (AmsH)
Exons: 3
Coding region: 1-1533 (510 amino acids)
Biological process (GO): protein K63-linked deubiquitination
Cellular component (GO): endosome; membrane
Molecular function (GO): protein binding; metal-dependent deubiquitinase activity; K63-linked deubiquitinase activity
Source: RefSeq, a predicted model, not a curated record